Messenger RNA from Fusarium pseudograminearum CS3096, 924 nucleotides. RefSeq lists its product as uncharacterized. The transcript has 2 exons. Gene Ontology annotation, biological process: L-proline biosynthetic process. Gene Ontology annotation, molecular function: pyrroline-5-carboxylate reductase activity. Bases 1 to 924 code for a protein of 307 amino acids. The record is from RefSeq and is a predicted model, not a curated record. NCBI's taxonomy places the organism in Eukaryota, Fungi, Ascomycota, Sordariomycetes, Hypocreales, Nectriaceae.
AUGACAGGAUCAGGCAAUGCCACACUGACCAUCUUGGGCACCGGAAACAUCACCAAACCCAUUGUCAAGAAUCUGCUCCCAGCUAUCAAAAAUGGCAAGACAGAUCUCCCUUUCACCAGGAUCAUCGCUUGUGUGCGGUCAGAAGCCUCAGAGAAGAAACUCAAUCAGCAAUUCUCAGAGUACAGCACUGCCCUGACUGUGUCGCGCGGUGAUAAUGUCACUGCUGUGCAGCAAGGCCAUGUGAUCAUUCUGGGCGUUGAUCCGGCCGAUAUUGAGAGUGUCCUCACUCAAGAUGGCAUUCGUGAAGCUUUAUCUGGAAAACUUCUUAUCAGUGUCGCUGCUGGCUGGACCAAGGAAAAGAUUGAAGCCACCAUCUAUGGCAGCGAGACGACCAAAGACAAUUGGUCUGGUCGAGCAUGGGUCAUUCGUACACUGCCCAACAUCGCAUGCAUGGUUUCAGAGGGUCUCAUCGCCAUCGAGAAAUCUCCUUCCGAGCCUGAAGUGCCCCAGGAACACCGUGAUCUCGCCAAAGCCAUCUUUACAACCAUCGGCGAAACAGUCGAAGUGCCCCCACGUCUCAUGAAUGCGACCACCGCUGUCGGAGGCUCAACCCCUGCAUUCUGGGCCAUCAUUUGCGACGCUUUCAUUGAUGCCUCUGUGGCUGUUGGUGUCCCACGCGCUGACGCCCAGAAGAUGAUCUACCAAUCCAUGAAGGGUUCUGCCGCCAUGCUACAGAGUGGCUUGCAGCCGGGAGAUCUUAGAGAUCAGGGAACAUCACCUGAGGGCUGCACUAUUGGAGGUAUCAUGGUUCUGGAAGAAGCUGGUGUCAGGGGUCAUCUUGGACGGGCACUAAGGGAAGCUGUCACUACGGCGCGUCUUAUGGAGACGACCGCACAUGUGAAUGAUACACGCCCUACUUCAUAG